This is a messenger RNA of Phragmites australis (common reed), 1348 nucleotides long. RefSeq lists its product as uncharacterized. Lineage: Eukaryota; Viridiplantae; Streptophyta; Magnoliopsida; Poales; Poaceae. The transcript is spliced from 4 exons. The coding region runs from base 208 to 984 and encodes 258 amino acids. Gene Ontology annotation, cellular component: membrane; cytoplasm. The record is from RefSeq and is a predicted model, not a curated record.
AACUGUUUUUCCUCCCAAAAUUUCAGCUUUAAAAGCGGGCCUUUUCUUUUCACGGACUCUCCAACUUUAGAGGAGAUCGAGAGACUGACGCGUGGCCCCACCCUCCGCUUUCCCCUCCCUCCGCUCCGGGCACCCCGAACCCUCGAAAACCCCGCGACCGCCGGGCGGCCAAGAAACCAACCACCAUCACCCGCCGCCGCCGCCGCUAUGGCCACCGCCGGAGCCUUCCACGCCGGCGGCCGCCUCCUCCUCCCGCUCCGCCGCAGCCCCCACGGGGCCAGCCCCUCACCGUGGUCCCACUUCCGCUCCCAUCUCAUCUCCUCCAAGCCGCCCCUCCCGCCGCCCCCGCCGCCGCGCCCUUACCCCGUGGGGUCUGCCUUCGGGCCCCCGAGCAGGAAGAGCGGAGCAGUGGGAGCCGGGACCGGGGUGGGUGUCGUCGGGUGGUACCUGGGCCUCCUGGACGCGCGGCCCGUGCUGACCAAGAGCGUCACCGCCGCUGCCAUCUUCACCGCCGCGGACCUCUCCUCCCAGAUGCUCACACUUGGUCCUGAGGAUUCACUUGAUUUCCUUAGGACCCUGCGUAUGGCUAGUUAUGGGUUGCUGAUCUCAGGACCUACCCUCCAUCUUUGGUUCAACUUUGUCUCAAAAGUGUUCCCAAAAAAGGAUGUAGUGAACACACUUAAAAAGAUGUUUCUGGGGCAAGCAGUUUAUGGUCCAAUUAUUAACUCAGUUUUCUUCUCGUACAAUGCAGGAUUACAAGGUGAGACUGCUCCUGAGAUCAUUGCAAGAUUGAAGAGGGAUUUAGUUCCGACAAUCAAAAGUGGGCUCAUAUAUUGGCCGCUUUGUGACUUCAUUACUUUCAAGUUUGUCCCUGUUCAUUUACAGCCGCUAGUGAGCAAUUCCUUCUCGUUUCUUUGGACCAUCUACAUAACAUAUAUGGCCAGCUUAAAGAAAGCAGAUGUGGAGGUGGCCACAAGUUCGUAGUUGUUGUCGAUGCCUCAAUAUGGCCAUUACAGUCUUCAUGGAUGUCACCCUAAACUACGAUGUUAUCUGUCAUUUAUCAAUCGACAAUGGAAGACAGAGAUGGAUUGCUUCCUAUGCAUCCUCCGCUUUUAGUUAGGGUGUAGUUUCCACUUGCCUUCUACUUGCCUACGUUUUUGGCUUAAGCCUUUUUAUCUGGAUGAUAGAAUUACACUAGGCAUCUCUUCUAUCUUUCCAAGGUCUUCAACCCCACAGCUCAAAAACUAGCAUUUUUUAAUCAAAUUAUCUGUACCUACUUCUGGAGCUGUAAGGUGAAUUUGUUCUUUCUUUGCGAUAAAGGAGACCAGACAAGAUUUAUGCUUCUAAA